AUGGCCUCGAUCAGUCGUCAGAGCAACCGCAGAGUACAACAACCGGGGAUUCUGGACUACGCAGUGAUCGACUGGCAGAUACAGCAAAGAAAGGAUCGCGUCUCGGCGGCUAGGUACUCUAUGCAACAAGCCAGCAAGGCUGUCGGCGCGACGGCACCGGCAGUGAACCAUUGGGCUUGUGGUGUACUGCAACAAACAACAUACUGGACACGGAAGAUGGCUGUUUCACUUACUUUCAGGGCUGCGCACUGUACCAGAGCGAAGUUGUAG
Molecule: messenger RNA, 270 nt
Organism: Miscanthus lutarioriparius
Lineage: Eukaryota; Viridiplantae; Streptophyta; Magnoliopsida; Poales; Poaceae
Source: the annotation of a GenBank genome assembly